Molecule: messenger RNA, 5035 nt
Organism: Fonticula alba
Lineage: Eukaryota; Rotosphaerida; Fonticulaceae
Exons: 6
Coding region: 361-4830 (1489 amino acids)
Source: RefSeq, a predicted model, not a curated record
AUCGCAUACAGGUGUUGUGCCUUGUGUGUUGAACGACUAGCCUCAGAGUGCUUUGGGAGACGAUGGAUGCAAGUAGUUCAUAAACGCACACAUAUCGAGUGGGUGUCGAGAUGCAAGGGCCAAGUAAGGAUCGUGGCGAAUAGGGACGGAUGAGGUACAGACCAAGGUCAGAUGUCAGGGCUGCAGGGGUAUAAAAGGAGGCACGAUUGAGGACAGGUCAAAACAUAAAAGGGGCAUCUUCCUCUCAUUCCCCUCAUUCCCCUCAUUUCCCUCAUUUCCCUCAUUCCCCCACUCCCUAAGUCAGAAAUAAUUCGUCUUCUUCAAAUCCAUCAAGGAUAGUCUAGCAAGGCCACCCCGAAGAUGGGAAUUCCCUUUCUACACUCUCUCCUUGAUGAUUCGGACAAAGCUAAAACGACCCUGAAAGAACACCUACGAUUGACGGCCAACCCGAGCAAUGGUGAGUCCCCAAAAAAAGAAUCGAAUGUUAAAGAAUCUUCGGAAAGUUUAAUGUGGCCACUUCCAGUGGACGUGAGCAAUAUUUCUUAUUCAAUCAUGGAGCAUAAAUUCAAAAAGGGGAAUGAGCUUAUUAAAUUAGGCAGAUGUCCUCAUCUGAUUGAGAAGUUUAUCUUGUCUUUCAUCGAUUUUCUUUCAAAAGAUAAUUUUCAUCCCAUUUUCGUGACCGACGGCUUGCGUCCUAAGAGCAAAAUGAAUAGUGACCCUCGGAUCGACAAGAGCAAUGACACAUAUUCGUUGUGUGAAGAUGGGAAAUAUAAAUCGCCAGAAAGCGGAAGCACGUCAAGGGCCAUUGUAGGUGAACCUGCCUCGGAAGAUCCCCCUCCGUCUUCUUCGAAGCCGAUAAAACUAGGACAGGGUCCAUCGGACGAAGAUCUUAAUCAAUUGGCUUCCUUAAAAAAUGGGAUGCCUCAUUUGAUAAGAAUUAUUAUUUGGCACCUCUCGACCAAAGAGCAACUGUUCCCAAAAAAGUUAACAUUCGUCAAUUCAGCAGUCGAAGCUGAUGAUUUAUUGACGGAGCUGAGUCUAGAUUUCGGCAUUCCUGUUUUAAGCGGUGAUACGGAUUUCUUGAUCCGCGGUGAAGGCUUCAUACCUAUGAGUUCCAUUUUGCAAAAGGUCGUAUUGGAUGAGAAUGAGCAGUUUAAUUUCAACGCCUCCUCGAUAUUGGACAUGGAUUGCUAUUCAACGAAAAAGGUCUUUUCGCAAGAGUUGAGCCGGAAGACCCCAUGGAUUCCCUUGUUUCUUGGAAGCGACCAUGGACCGCCAGAUCCUUUGGUCAUUGAGUCGACAAUUGGAUUGAUCUUAAAACAGGUGGUUGAGUCGGUUAAGAACAAACACACGACAUCUACGUGUAAAUCGACUGAUGAUUCGAUCGAAGAAACAAUUCUACAUGUGAUCGAUUUAACACGACAAAAAAUUACGAACAUUAAAACAGAUACCAAAAAAAAGUUAAAGGAGAAACAGUCGGAAGCAAGAAAAAGGGGAUUUGGUGUGGCAUUGACAUACUUAGAAGGUAAACCUAAUGGCGAAAUCAAAACCGAUACUCAAGGCAAUAAUGAGUCGGCCAAGACGCCAUUGGGAGAGGCAAUCAAACUUAUAAGCAACAAGAUUAUCAUGCUUUUGGUUGAAAGCCAUAUGGAAUCAUUUAAGAAAGAAUUAGGCAGUCUAGUGAGAAAUAAGUAUUGUGGGGCGAUAAAAGCGGCAGAGAUAAAUAAUCAGCCCUGUAAAUAUGUCAAGGCAGCAAUCGAGCCUUCAAUCGAAGAAGGAGUCCUAGCUGGGAUCAAUUGGUUAAAGCAUGAACUAUGCUCUUCUAUAAAACCCGAAGAAAUUGCAGACGCGAUCUAUCGUGAGAUCAUGCACCAGACGGAUGUCAGCAGAAAGAGUGGCUGUGAAGCAAUGACAAGGGAGCUCGGAGUGGCAAUCAGAGAUACAGUCGAUGAAAUGGUUGAUGAUAUUAUUGGGUUAGGCCAGUUGGGAGAUCACUUAAAAAAUGCAAAAGAAUGUUACGACGCCCCAGAUGGAGACUAUGUCAAAGCCAAACCAAAGGCGAGGUAUGGUCGGAAGCAUCCUGGAUUCAACCUCGAUUAUCUCUCCAUAAUCCUUCAUCGGCUCCCAUAUUUCUCAAGCAAUUACGGUGGCUUGGAAAAAGACAAACUUUCCGCGGAUUCUCGAAGUGAAAACAUAAUCAUUGUGGAUGAUAACCAUCGGCAAAAUAUCUCAAACCACCUGAGCGGUCUCCUGGGGCAUAAAAUUAUGGACAGAAUCCUGGCCGGGAGACGCUCGGAUCCCCUAAAAAUGAACAAAGAACAACAAACCAAGAAAAUCCGUGAAGGGCAUUGUAAUGAUUGCCUUCAGCUUCAGUUUUUAAGACCUGAACAAUCCAUCCCACGAGAUAUUAACCUGGAACUGACGUCGUCAAUUUGUAUUUACUAUUCAGCUCUUAAAUUAUACAUUCGUAGCUUGUUUGACAAUAGUCGCUACUCGACUCUGGAAAUUAUGAAAAAGGUUCAUAAGUUAUGGCUGACCGAAAUACAGAUGUUGAAAGCACAAUUGAUCAUAGCUUUAAAAACACAGAGCGGAAGUAUUAAUUUCCAAAGAAAUGGCUCCAUUUCGGAGAUUGAUUUUGAUAGGCGCAUAACCGCGAUUGAACACUUUGUCCGGGAGGGCAAUCCUUUAAGUUAUGUAUGCGACAAUGUAUCACGGAAUGAGCAUCGGCGGAUUUUGUUUGCAGUCAUCUAUGUUUGCGAUUUCAUGAUUGAGACAGUUGCAUUAUCUGUGUGUGUGGUCUUGGGAUUAUAUGGAUACCAACAGUCUGCGAGAGUUGAAGCAGUAAAGUCAGGAUUAAAUGAAACUCUUACUAAUAUUACCUAUGCUUUAGCAAAGGUAUCCUACGUCUUUCAACAACAAUUUACGUUUAAGUAUAACCGGAGUGUCCACAGUCAGAUCUGGACUCUUCAAUUUAAAAUCUCUUCGGGCAACCUUCUCCAAUGGAUAGACGAAAAAGACUACCAGGCUAUGUAUUCCGAGGUUUCUGCGGUCUCCAUGGAUCAAAAUAAAGCACCAUCAAUCGUUAUGAGCAAUGUCUCAAAUCGCAGUCUUGCGUCAAACGAUAAAUGUAAAACGUGUGUGUUUAUUAGAAACAAUAUCCCAAGGGAGAAAACUCAUAUGCUGUGGGCUCCUAAUAAUUCUGACAAUGGAGAUGGUCCGACCAUCUGGGAUCCUACUCGGCUAUCACGCUUCCUUUCUUAUUUGGUCUGGUCAAUCAACGAGUUUUUUCCCGUGACACAUGUGGAAAUGCACCAAUUCCAUGCGGACUCGGAGAAAAGGAUUGUCUACAAUAUUUUCAAUCGUAGUUGUAUGUCGAUUGGCGACUAUGAUUCGAUGAAAAAGAAUGAAAUUUAUUCCAAGACUAUCGAAAAUCGCAAGUUUUUUUCUGCGCUUGGCAAUAAUGAUAAAGAACUAGGAGUUGCCUCAUGUCUCGAGAGAAACUGGAAAGAACUGGACGAGAUGUCAUGGGAAAGAACAAAUGCCAACUGUAAGGAUAUGAACUUUUCAACCCAAGACCGUGAUAUCUUAAACAACAGUUUACGUGAUAUGGAAUCAGAGUGGUUUAUGAUGAGUGUUCCAAAGGAUCGCCAAACUCAUCCUGAUUAUCCGGCUAAUAUGCUUUGUUAUACUCUGAUAAAUUUCUUGCUUCAGAAUCAAGGUCAAACGAUCGAUCGUAUUCAUCUGGCAUUCAUCAUCAUGCCAUAUCUCAACAAUAUCAGUCUGCUCAAAAUUAAAAACAGACUUGUGAAACUUAAAUUGAGGCAAAAAGAAGAUGGCCAACUUUCUAUCCGUUUCUCUUCAAAUCCUUAUGCCCAUGAGAAAAUUAUCACACACCCAGAUGCCAAAUCCGUUCUCAGCAUUUACAAUAUGGUGAUUCUUAUUUGUUUAAUGAGGGGGAAUUCGACCGACAACACAUUGACUCUAAAGUCAUUUCUCAAGGAGGUAAAUCUCACCGGCCCAGUUCUAAAUUCAGCUGUCGCGUUAUUGGAAAAUCCAGAUUGGCUAAAGCUCUCUGACGGAGACUAUCAGAGUGACUUGGAUGUGGUUCUCACUUGGUGCCUACGGAAUGUGGAAAGAGAAUUCAUUGAUGGUAGGAUCACAAGAAUUGGCCGCCUCUCUCGGGGCGGAUUCAUUAACAACCAUUUCCCGGACCUCAUAAGCACUUACCAGAGUCUGAAUCUCAACCAAGAACAUAAUGUGCUCAAUGAUGAAUCCAAGCCCGACUGCCCCUCUAAUGUAACCAUCAUUUCUGAUUUCGACCGUUUAUAUAAAUCCAUCUUGACAUCCGAGUCUCCCUUAUCAGAUCAAGUUAAAUCCUCUUUUAACAAGAUUACAACUAGAAUGCUAAAUUUUCCUACCAUUGAGGAAAAUCUUUCAAUCUCUCGCCAGGCUCUUUCCCUUAUGUCUACCAACAAAGACACUAUCAACAUGACGGACUGUUCCAAGGAGCUCUUGCGACCUUUUUUAUCAUCAUUAGCAGAAUAUGUUCUCGGGAUCAAGGAUAUGGGGUCGAAAAACCAUCAAUUCUCAUUUGAUCAAUAUUACCUCGGUCUGCAGUAUGCCCUCGAUAUACCCGUUGACCAAAGAGAUCGGCGCGACAAAGAGCGGCUUAUCACUGGUCUGUCAUUGGCGUCCGCCACGUUGUCUUCAUGGAUGGAUAUUCAUUCAGCGCUUGUUGGUCGUUGGCGGGCUUUGAAUCGGACUAACGCACAACCUACUUCCUGGGUUGCUCGUCGUCUCAUUCACUUUAUGAGCAAGUGGUCCUUCUAGGUUUUCCAUCCCCUUUUUAUUUUCCAGCUUUUUCUCCCAAUCCUAUUCUUGCCCCUUCUUCAUCUACUUUUCCCCGCUUUCCCCGUUUCUUCCCUCUGUCGCCGCACUUAGCAGGCCUUGUUCUUUCCCUCCUUUUCUUUUAUCUUUUUCGCUCAUUCUCUCCCAUUUUUCCUCCUUUUCUCCAAUGCACCCACAACCAUGUCAA